AUGAAUGGCUACUUCUGCAACAGCGUCCAAUUAUCCUGCGAAGCCUACCUCUCCUUCCGAUCCAAUUUUCCUUACAAUUCGCCGGCCACCAUCGGCUUACUCUUGGGCUCCGAACCCUCCCUCAUCGCCGAGGCCAACGACAUCUCCAACUACGGCACAAUUCCCACCGACACCCAGAUACUUAUCCCGGUCAAUUGCUCUUGUUCGGGUCCUUACUACCAGUACAACACCUCUUAUAAGUUGAGCGGGCGGGACGAGACCUACUUCACUGUCGCCAACAACACCUACCAGGGGCUGACUACCUGCCAGGCCAUGAUGGCCCAGAACUCAUACGGAGACCGCAAUCUCACGGUGGGCUUGAAUCUAGUGGUGCCGCUCAGGUGUGCUUGCCCGACUUCCAACCAGGCUGCGGCUGGGAUCGAGUACUUGCUCACUUAUAUGAUCACCUGGGGCGAUAGUGUUUCUUCUAUUGCUGAACUUUUCGGUGUGGAGCCGCAGAGCAUACUGGACGCGAACCAGCUGUCUGAGGAGAGUCUGAUAUUCCCUUUCACACCCAUUCUUAUUCCCCUCAAGGGCAGGCCCAGCACAAUUCAGAGAGUCAGACGGCCAGUAUUCGCGAGUGUUGACAUGGGAGCCGCGAGUGAGACUAGCAUUUUUUGUAUCGGAGCAUAA
Messenger RNA from Carya illinoinensis, 672 nucleotides. Its product is annotated as protein LYK5-like. Bases 1 to 672 code for a protein of 223 amino acids. Lineage: Eukaryota; Viridiplantae; Streptophyta; Magnoliopsida; Fagales; Juglandaceae. The record is from RefSeq and is a predicted model, not a curated record. The transcript has a single exon.